AUGUCACUGGAAGCCUUCUCUGCAGCGCGCAAGCAGAAGCUCGACCUGCUGCGCCAAAGACGUGCAGCCGAGCAGGCCGGCACCACCCUCCCCGACGAUGCAUCCCUCCUCAUCAAACGUCACUUCCGCAACUACGACCCCAUCACGGGGCAGAUGAAACGCUUCACAUCCGCACGCGACCUUCCUGACACCGUCGAAAAGGACGUCGAUGGCCUACAGCAGCAGACAAUAGCCCAAGACGAGCUGAGAAGGCAAGAAGACCUCGACCUCGACAACAUCGCCCCCAAACGACCCAAUUGGGAUCUCAAACGGGAUCUCGAAAAGAGGUUGAAGAAGCUGGAGAGGAGAGAUAAAGAGGCAGUGAUCCUGCUGAUCAGACAGAGGAUACAAGCCCAGCAAAGGGCGGCGGGCUUGGAUGCGAAUGCUGAUCGAAACGAGGAGAAUGUCACGGGGCUGACCGCCGAGAUUGCUGCUUCGGCAACGGCCGACUUGGGUCAAGGCAGCUCGGAUCUUUCAGAAGAGGAAAGCGGAAGCGAUGGAGAGUAG
Molecule: messenger RNA, 546 nt
Organism: Kalmanozyma brasiliensis GHG001
Lineage: Eukaryota; Fungi; Basidiomycota; Ustilaginomycetes; Ustilaginales
Product: mRNA splicing factor, Cwf18
Exons: 1
Coding region: 1-546 (181 amino acids)
Cellular component (GO): U2-type spliceosomal complex; post-mRNA release spliceosomal complex
Source: RefSeq, a predicted model, not a curated record